ACCCCUUCCACAAGGCACAAACAGUAUCAGAUCACAGGUCAAGACUCAAACUUGUAUACAAGAGUCUCAGAUCACAGAUCAGAACCCAAACUUGUAUACAGCAGUCUCAGAUCACCGGUGAAGACUCAAACUUGUAUACAGCAGUCUCAGAUCACAGGCGAAGAACCAAACUUGUAUACAGCAGUCUCAGAUCACAGGCGAAGAACCAUAUUUGUAAACACAUCGUUCUUCAAGAUGCUUUCUUUGGCAGUUCAGAAAACAAAGAGGCUUUGUCACCUGUCCAGACAAAUUCACCAGACAGUCUUAAAAGUUGCAGAACAUCCGCAAUUAGAAGAUUCUGUAACCAACAGUUUUGCUUCUUUUAUCAAUGAGAUCAGACCUGAGCACAUGUCUGACAUUGUGCGCCACAGAAGUAAACGCAUGAUCUUGGAUAACAUUGGUGUUGGCCUUGUUGGUACCCAAACACAUGUAUUCAACAUUAUUCUGCAGUAUUGCCAGGACCUACAGGCAUCAGCUUAUGGAAAUUCUGCUUUGUGUUCAGUAUAUGGUGGGAAGGGAUUGAAACUCUCUCCAACCCUGGCUGCAUUUGCCAAUGGUGUAGCUGUUCACUCCAUGGACUUUGAUGACACCUGGCACCCUGCCACACACCCUUCAGGUGCCGUGCUGCCAGCUGUACUGGCCUUGUCACAGAUGCUUUCAAAUGACAGAAAGAUAAGUGGAGAAGACCUCCUGAUGGCUUUUAAUGUGGGCAUUGAAAUCCAAGGAAGACUGAUGUGUUUUUCUAGCGAGGCAAAAAAUAUUCCUAAAAAAUUUCACCCACCAUCGGUUGUUGGCACAAUGGGAAGUGCUGCAGCUUCAGCCAAGCUCCUCUCAUUAAACAAAGAACAAUGUACCCACGCAUUAGCUAUUGCAGCCUCUCUGGCCGGUGCCCCAAUGGCAAAUGCUGCUACUUUAGCUAAACCGCUGCAUAUCGGCAAUGCUACUAGGUUAGGUCUUGAAGCUGCACUUCUGGCUGCAAAAGGAAUGGAGGCCAAUUCUCUUAUAUUGGAUGAUACUCCUGGAUGUUCAGGGUUUAGUGCUUUCUAUGGAGAUUAUCAGCCAAAGUCAUUAUCCCCAGCAGGCAAGGACUAUGAGUUUCACCUUGAGAAGCAGGACAUCGCUUUUAAGUCCUUUCCAGCUCACCUUGGGAUGCACUGGAUAGCAGAUGCCUCAGUAUCAGUGAGAAACAGACUUAUAAGCCACUCCGGCUCAUUCAGUCCAUCAGAAAUUCAAUCCAUCAUUCUUAGAAUCCCUGUUUCCAAAUACAUUAAUAGGCCCUUCCCGGAAUCAGAGCAUGAGGCGCGCCACUCCUUCCAGUUCAAUGCUUGCACUGCGCUCUUAGAUGGUCAAGUCAGCAUUGACUCUUUUAAUGAAGACAAAAUGUUUCGACACGAACUCCAGAAUCUCCUCAGUAAGGUGGUAGUGGAGCAUCCAGAAGAUAAUGUUGCUAACUUUGAUAAAAUGUAUGGAGAGGUCGCUAUUCUCCUAGAAAAUGGAGAUGUAGUCACAGGAAGAUGUGAUACAUUUUAUGGUCACUGGAGGAACCCACUGAGCAGAGAAUCCCUCCUAAAAAAGUUCUGCACUAACGCAAAAUACGCACUCAAAGAAGACCAAACUGACGCAGUUAUCCAGAUAGUAGAAAAUAUAGAAAAUAUAACAGACAGCUCACAGCUACCAAAGUUACUUCAGUAACUGAUGUAAAUGUAUAAAAUCUCAAAAUCUCAGGUUUUGUUGCACAAAUGAUUAACUUAUGGAUUUGUUUUAAAUGAAGUAAGCAUUGUACAUUCUCAUAUUGUAAAUAUUUUAAGGCAUGAAACUGUUAUAGAGUGUUGUGAUAAAUUUCUAUUUAAUUGAAGUAUUUCGCAAUCAGAAGAUAUUAUAGCAAUAUUUUUACAAUGGUUAACAAAGCAGUAAUAUUAUCUUUACAGAUAUUUCAUUUCUCAUCUUAAUUUAGCAGUAGGAAGUAUGAUUUCUGACUAACUUCUCAGCACAAUGGAAAUUGAUCAAUUUUUAUAUUUUGUACAGAUAUUUAAACUAUUUUAUUACGUUAACAUUAUUUACAUUACUAACAUAUGAUUUUAUUGUGAAAAGACUUUAUAUUUAUUUUGUCGGUGGCAUAAGUUUACUUUUAAUAAAUGUGUUCAAUGUUUAAAUUAUAUUGUUUAGUAAAAAUAAUGCCAACUAUAUUUCUCUGAAGGAAAUGGUUUACAUUUUGUAUAUAAAGUGUAUUUUAUUCUAUUUGCAAAUAAAAGUGAUUUUAUGUACA
Molecule: messenger RNA, 2305 nt
Organism: Bombina bombina (fire-bellied toad)
Lineage: Eukaryota; Metazoa; Chordata; Amphibia; Anura; Bombinatoridae
Product: cis-aconitate decarboxylase
Exons: 6
Coding region: 235-1731 (498 amino acids)
Molecular function (GO): lyase activity
Source: RefSeq, a predicted model, not a curated record